Molecule: messenger RNA, 1112 nt
Organism: Symbiodinium pilosum
Lineage: Eukaryota; Dinophyceae; Suessiales; Symbiodiniaceae
Source: the annotation of a GenBank genome assembly
AUGUCUCUACACGCCGGCAUGGCGCAAUCGUGGCAACCACUGACGGCGAGAGACAUGCGGCGGUGGCUUUCAGCAAGCUUGCCACCAAAGCGGGGACCACAGCAGCUUGCGGGUGCUCGGCGCAACAUUGCAGUGGCCCUUGCGAUGACCACAUGGCCAGCCGCAGGGCGUGCGUACAGACGCGCGGCUACUCCGCAGACUGUCCCACUCGUGGAGCUGAACCGGUCGUGUGCCACUGCCCCGUCGAGACAGGCUGGUGAUCAGGCUGCUGGAUCACCCUUGUUGGAUGCUUUUCAGAAUGUUGGGGCUUUCCAGGUUCAGGUGCCUGGGCCUCUGGUGGUGCAGUCAAGAGGAGUCUUUCAAGAGUUUGAACUGUUCAUGGAGUCGCCGGAGAAAGAAAAGCGACGCCUGCUCUGCGACCCUGAGGAGCUACUCCAUGUGCACGGCUACCAACCGCGUGGCAGCCAGGGCGAGCGUUUUAAUCGAUACCGCUCCGGCCUUGUCCUCCACGGCAGACAAACUUUGCCUUUGCUGCCUGAGCAGUUUCAGGCGCAGUUGGCUAGCUGGCGGGAGCAGGUCUGGCGGCUUGCUGAAAGGAUUCUGCAUCAGCUGGUCUGCGAGUUGCAUGAGACUGGCAUGAUGGAGGUGCAGCCAAGCAUGGGAUUGUUCAGCGAGGGUGCCUCCCUUGACAUGAUUUCUGGAUCUCACUUCCAGCUGAAGAAGAUGCACCCCGCUGACGAUGUUCCACUUGCGGGCAGUGCUGGCAAAGAGACUGUUCGGCUGCCACUUCAUCAAGAUCCCAGCUUCCUGUCUCUUCUGAUUCAUGGCUCGUCGGCGCCACCAGGGCAAGGUCUAGAAGUCUGGCACGAAGCAUCCCAGGAGUUCGUGGCUGUGCCGCGGUCCGGCUGCGAAGUGGCCACGAUUCUAAUUGGCCAGCUUUUUCACUUGUUGUGUGGCCGUGGAGACCUGCGCUUCGCCAAAGGGGCCCAUCGAGUUGUGACUCGUCCAGAAGACAUGCAGAGGCAGCGGCUCGGAGCAGUCUUCUUCUUCCAGCCCAAGUUGGACACCUUGUUGCUGCCUUUGGUGCCUCCGACGAAAGGGGACGACGUUCC